AUGAAAUCCUUUGUCUCAGUUGCUUCCGAUUCGGAUUUUCCUUUGGAAAAUCUGCCUUAUGGAGUCUUCAGCGUGGGAAAUGGACCAAAAACGAUCGGUGUUGCUAUCGGUGAUCGAAUUUUAAACCUUCGAGAAGUGGCUCAUUUGUUCGAAGGGAUUCCCACUCAUGGAAAAGCAAUUGCUCAGGCUUUUCAACAGGAUGCUCUCAACGAUUUCAUGGGAUUACCAAGACCAGCGUGGCUUGAAGCGAGAGCUCUUCUGCAAAAAUUGCUCUCCGAUGAUUGUCCAACUAUCAGAGACAAUGCUCAACUCCAAAAAUCGCUAGUUUCUCAAUCGGAUGCUCAGAUGCAUUUACCGGCUCGCAUCGGGGAUUACACCGAUUUCUACUCUUCCAUUCAACAUGCCACCAAUGUCGGCAUUAUGUUUAGAGGAAAAGAAAACGCUUUGAUGCCAAAUUGGAAAUGGCUUCCAGUUGGUUAUCAUGGUCGAGCAUCAUCAGUUGUUGUCUCAGGAACUCCUGUGAGAAGACCACUCGGACAGACAAAGGCCGAUGAUGCAACCGAUCCGACUUUUGGCCCUUGUCGCUUACUCGAUUUCGAAUUGGAGAUGGCUUUCUUUGUUGGUGGACCGGAAACGAAAAUGGGCGAGAAUAUCCCAAUCGACAAGGCUCAAGAACACAUUUUUGGAAUGGUUUUGAUGAAUGAUUGGAGCGCUCGAGACAUUCAGAAGUGGGAAUACGUGCCACUUGGGCCAUUCUUAGCGAAAUCCUUUGGAACGACAAUCUCUCCAUGGAUUGUGACAAUGGAAGCUCUCAAGCCAUUCAUGAUUGCCAAUCCACAGCAAGAUCCAGCCCCUUUGCCCUAUUUGACUCACUCUGAUCCUUACACUCUCGACAUUGAUCUGACUGUCUCUAUCAAACCUGAUGGAACCACCAACGAUCACCCCGUUUGCCAUACAAAUUUCAAGAAUCUCUAUUGGACAUUGAAGCAACAAUUGGCCCAUCACACAGUGAAUGGAUGCAAUAUGCGACCUGGAGAUCUUCUGGGAUCAGGAACCGUCUCUGGACCGGAAGAUAACGAAUUCGGAUCGAUGCUCGAACUCUCUUGGAAAGGGACAAAGACGGUGCCCGUUGGGGAGACAACGAGGAAAUUCAUUCAAGAUGGAGAUGAGGUGACAAUCACUGGGUUCUGUUCAAAGGGCGGACUUCGGCUCGGCUUUGGCGAAUGUCGCGGAAGAGUGCUCCCAGCUAGAAAUAUC
Messenger RNA from Mesorhabditis belari, 1257 nucleotides. NCBI's taxonomy places the organism in Eukaryota, Metazoa, Nematoda, Chromadorea, Rhabditida, Rhabditidae. The record is from the annotation of a GenBank genome assembly.